This is a messenger RNA of Stylonychia lemnae, 1554 nucleotides long. NCBI's taxonomy places the organism in Eukaryota, Ciliophora, Spirotrichea, Sporadotrichida, Oxytrichidae. The record is from the annotation of a GenBank genome assembly.
AUGCAAAAAAUUAAUGAAGCUAAUCUCCCUAAAUGGUUAAAGUAAAUCCUCAGGGCAGAUUUAUAUUACAGAACAGAUAGAAAUCAACAAGCUCUCUUACAAAUUGAAGCAUUUGAUAGUGAUAAAUGGAGAGAAAAGGUCUCUUUGUGGUUUUUGACAAAGAUUAAAAAUAGUGACUAUAACUUGUAAAAUCCAUCUGGAAUAUAUUGCUACUUUAAACUUUAUUAGCUACAGCUAUACCUUACUCUUAAAAGAUACAACAAGAUCAACCCAGUAGAACUUCCAUAGUUUCAAAAUUACAAAACGUACUGUGAUGAUAUCUAAGAUCAAGAUAAUCUGCGACGAUAUUUCUUGAAUAGAUUUUUGUUCGUAGAAAUUAACUCUACAUUCAGCUUUAAGCAUAUAGAUGGCAUGAGCGAGCAUGAUAUCAACAUUCACGAAUAAAAAUUCAAAUAAUUAGAGAGUAACCUCUUGGAUGACGAUAAUUUCUUUGUCCUUAAUGUUCUUAAGUAAAAACUCCAAUGGUGCAAUUUUCUCAAAUUGCCCUAAUUAGCCUCGUAAGUCAGACAUUAAUUGCAUGAAAGACUUUCUUCAAGUUUAAAAAAAAAUAAUAAUCAAAAUAUUUCCCUUUUAGCUAAGGAAUAGAUGAUCUUUGCUAAGCAUCAUGAAAUUACAAUGAAAAAGAAGAAAUUUAGAUAUUUAGAUGAGUAGACAAAGUAAAAGAAAGUCACUUAAUUAAAUACAGAACUAAAGCAAUUCUGCACAUCAAGUUCUUUAAACAUUAAAACCUUUAACUAUAUAAGCCAGAUUCUUACCAUAAUGCGAAAGACUAUUAUAAUUAACUCGUCAAACGGUUCAUAAGUUCAGCAUUAAGAGAAUAAUAUGAAUAAAUUCAAGAAGUUAUGCUUGUACCUUUUAGGUUGGAGAGAAAAAAUUAGCAAUUACUUCUAGGAAGUAGAGGAGUUUUAUGAUGAGUAUGUAAAAAACCUAGAAGAAGUAAUGAAACUUAAAAUUUAUAUAAAUAAAGACGAAGAUCUUAACAAGUACUUCAAUGAUAAUAUCAAAAGAUUAAAUAGAGAAAGAAUUUCCAAAAACUAUUUAGGAAGCCGUAGUUUUAGUAUCUAGAGUAGCAUUAAAAAAAGAUAAAAGGUAUGCUAAGGUGAUACAUUUGAGAAGAGCAUCUCAAUCUCAAAUGAGUUAAAUUCUGAUGAGGAAAUAAACCAAUUCCAUCUAUUUGAAUCGAGUUUUAAAUCAACUAGUUAAGAUGUUUCAAUCUCAAUAAUUGAAAAUAAUGACUUAAGCUUUAUCGAAUAUCCUCAAUACCUUAGCUAAUUUAUGAAUGUAGUUAGUUAUUAGAAAUCCAUAAAACUUUGCAAUCCUAAUCCUGAAUUUUAAGACAUCCCCAUUAUUUUUAACAAUCGUCAUGGUGAGAAUUAGGCUUCUAUUUCUAAUGAUUAAUCUUAAAGCUCUAAUAAUUUAGACUUUGAUGAAAAUAUUUUUUCAAAAGAUAGAUCUGCCGAAAUCUUAGGAGGUAUGGAUUUCUUAUAAGAUUGA